AACACGUCAUUCAUUUCAUUCUUACGAAAGAGGAUGAUCACUGUGGUCUUGCAAUAAUUGUUAUCAGUUUUACAUUUUUUUUUAUUUAAGUGGUGCAGUGUAUAAAUAAAUAUUUGUUCCUGCUAAGUAUAAAGUUCUAAAAAUGUUUAGCUGGCUUAAAAAAGAAGGUGAAAAAACUGAGAGCAUCGAAAAUGUCGUCGAGGGUCUCAAAAGAAUAUACAAAACGAAACUUUUGCCGCUGGAAUCACAUUACCAGUUUCAUGAUUUCCAUUCCCCACAACUUGAAGACCCUGACUUUGAUGCAAAACCCAUGAUACUCCUGGUCGGACAAUACUCUACCGGCAAAACGACCUUUAUCAAAUAUCUCUUAGAGAGAGAUUUUCCUGGAAUACGUAUCGGACCGGAGCCCACAACAGAUAGAUUUAUUGCUGUUAUGUUUGAUGAGAAAGAAGGAAUGAUUCCCGGGAAUGCACUCGUUGUGGAUCCCAAGAAACAAUUUCGACCUCUCAGUAAAUUUGGAAACGCCUUCUUAAACAGAUUCCAAUGUUCAACGGUAAACUCCCCUGUAUUGAGAGGUAUUUCAAUCGUCGACACACCCGGUAUUCUAUCGGGGGAGAAACAGCGUGUCGACAGAGGUUACGACUUCACGGGUGUUCUGGAAUGGUUCGCGGAGCGUGUCGACCGUAUCGUACUCCUUUUCGACGCCCACAAACUCGAUAUUUCAGACGAAUUCAGACGGAGUAUCGAAGCUCUGAGGGGACACGAUGAUAAAAUACGGAUUGUUCUUAACAAGGCAGACAUGAUCGAUCAUCAACAGCUCAUGCGAGUGUAUGGAGCUCUGAUGUGGUCGCUGGGCAAGGUGCUGCAGACACCUGAGGUGGCCCGUGUGUACAUAGGAUCAUUCUGGGACCAACCUCUCCGCUACGACGUCAAUAGACGGCUUUUUGAGGACGAGGAGCAGGAUCUCUUCCGAGACAUGCAGUCGCUCCCUAGGAAUGCAGCAUUACGUAAAUUGAAUGACUUAAUUAAAAGGGCACGGCUCGCUAAAGUGCAUGCUUAUAUUGUUAGUGAGUUGAGAAAAGAAAUGCCUUCAAUGUUCGGAAAGGAUGGUAAGAAGAAGGAAUUAAUAAAAAAUCUUGGUCAAGUGUAUGAUAGAAUACAAAAAGAAAUGCAAAUAUCUCCUGGUGAUUUCCCUGAUAUCAAGAAAAUGCAAGAAACUCUGGCAAACCACGACUUCACCAAGUUCCAUCCUCUCAAACCCAAGUUGCUAGAGGUAGUGGACCACAUGCUGGCCACCGACAUCGCAAGACUCAUGGACAUGAUCCCGCAGGAAGAUGUCAAUGUUGUCUCCGAACCUCUCAUAAGGGGCGAGGCUGACAGCCCGGUGUCGGAGGUGGUCCGGCGCCUCCAUGUCCGCCGCGGCUUCCUCGCAGGAGGUGCCUUCGAGGGAGUGGAGGAUCAGGUGUCUCCCUUCGGUUAUGGCCGAGGGGAGGGGGUGGACGCCGGUCACGGGGACCCCGAGUGGAUCUGCAGCAAGGAGAAGCCUCACUACGAUCAGAUUUUCCAGUCGCUCAACCCCAUGGACGGGAAGGUCACCGGCGCCGCCGCCAAGACUGAGAUGUUGAAGUCCAAGUUACCGAACAACGUGCUCGGGAAGAUCUGGAAGCUGGCGGACAUCGACAAGGACGGCUUCCUGGACGAGGAGGAGUUCGCGCUCGCCAUGCAUCUCAUACGAGUCAAGACCGACGGCCACGACCUGCCGGCGGAGCUGCCGUCGCACCUCGUCCCGCCCUCCAAGAGGAACUAGCGCUGCGGGGGACUGUCUGCUGUCCGCCUCCACACACAAACACACACACUCACUCACCCCCACAACCCUAAACCCUGAACCCUGAACCCUGGAUCCUGACCGAGUGGGCGGCGGAUAGCGAGUCAGUCGAAAUCAUUAUUAAUAUUUGGUAAACGUUAUUUGUAUAACCUUAAACAUAUGAAGGUAGUAACUCGGCUGCGACUGUUCUUAUGAUUUCCGGAUGCGCGGUUUGUUCGGAGCAUUCUUGUUGUUACUUUUUUAAUGUUAGCUUUACGACUUAAUUUAUUACCGUCGCGAGACUCUUUGGUGCUUCAGAGAUUUAAUUCUUGUAUGGCUACUUUAUGGAUUACAAAUUAUUUAUCUCUUAUAUUGUAAGUACACAUGGCGUCACACGAACUGGGGCGCUCUAUUCAUGUUCAUCAAAUCGUUAAGGUUCUAAGUUGUUCCUAUUAGUAUUUUCUAUCUAAAUUAAAAUAACUAUGGUGUAUCUUUUAACAUUUCCCGAGCGACGCUUGUCCGGUCGUCUCAUCGCCUUUUUAUUUUUAUAAUUUCAUUUAUUUCGACGUAGCGUUCAGUGCCUUCUUCGAUGUGUUUAUACUAGGGACGGCUUGUUAUGUAGAAGGUGUACCGUGUAGGGCUCCGCUAGUGCCCCGGGGGCUGCGGGCUCGAGCGCGAGGGUCUGUAUGUAAAUAUGGUAUUUUGAUGAUGUUUUGUAUUGCACUGCGGCGUCUGUCUUCUGCUUACUGCGUGUACAUAAACAAACAAACAAACGAACGGACAUGUAAGUGAAUGAUAUGUAAAUGUAUUUAUCAUAAAUUAUACACGGAGUGUAAUAAAUAGUUAAGGAAC
This is a messenger RNA of Danaus plexippus (monarch butterfly), 2656 nucleotides long. RefSeq names its product EH domain-containing protein 3 (gene Past1). Lineage: Eukaryota; Metazoa; Arthropoda; Insecta; Lepidoptera; Nymphalidae. Gene Ontology annotation, cellular component: cytoplasm; plasma membrane. The coding region runs from base 143 to 1807 and encodes 554 amino acids. The transcript is spliced from 4 exons. Gene Ontology annotation, biological process: endosomal transport; endocytosis. The record is from RefSeq and is a predicted model, not a curated record. Gene Ontology annotation, molecular function: GTP binding; protein binding; calcium ion binding.